AUGCUCAGGCUGCUCUCUAGGGCGCUCUCCUUCUUCUGGAGGCGUGCGGAUGGUGAGGAGAAAGAGCACGAGAGGUGUGCGGCCUCAGGUGUUAAAGGAUUAAGAACUGUACAAGGAGUAGUGACAAGAUUUUGCCAUGAUUAUGGGAUGAUAGAUGACAUGAUAACCUUCACAAAAGAUGCUGUUACAAAAAAUAUGCUGCUCACUAUUGGACAAGAAGUUACUGCCACUGUUGAAGAGGAUAAAACAUCAGGAGGUUUGAAGGCCAUCAAGGUAGAAGCAGUACAGAAUACAUGGGGAGACUCCGAUCCCACUUUUGAUGCUUCUGAACUUAAUAAGAAAACAUUAAUUGGUACUAUUACCUCGCUCUCUAAGGAUGGUGGCUAUAUUAAUCAGAAUACUUUUUUCACAAUGGAAAAUGUCUGUGAAGGUUUCGAACCUUGUAAAGGUGACUGGGUACAAGCAAAAUAUUUUAUUAACCCAAAAACAUGGAGCAGUGAAGCAGUUGAUGUGAACCCAUUGAGAUACAAGCAAGUAAACAAGGUUUGCAUUUCUAGCAUCUGUGGAAGAAUUGGUACAGUAGACGAGAGUAUAUUCUUCACUUUGGAUUCACUGAGACUUCCUGAUGGCUAUUCACCUCGCAGACAUGAUCUAGUGAACACGAUUGUGGUGGAGAGUAAUCAGUCAUGUUAUGUUUGGAGAGCUCUCUGCUUGGUGCCAGUCAGUCAGGAUGGUCAGACUCACUCUGGUGGAGUCAAUCUGGAUGAGCCUGAUGAAGACUUAAUGACAGACAAAGGAGGGUUGGAAGUAUCAAGAACAACUAAUUUUGGAACUUUGAAGCAGGGGGAAUCUAAAAGAAUGAUCAUUUGGAUAGAGAAUAAAGGGAGUGUGCCACAGUCCUUAAUCAACUGCAGAUUGGCUGGAUGGGUGAAAGACAAGCAAUUCAGUUUUCAGAUUCCUCAAAAAUGUGAGGACAGUCCGGAAGCAUAUCUCUUAUCUUCUCCAACAAAACAAGAAAGCCUCUCAACAGCUGUAGUUAAUUUGUGUAACAAUAGUGGAAGAAUGACAGAUGAGUCCUUGAAUAAUGCAUCCAACAUGAAGAAUAUGGUCCUUCAAGAAGGACUUAAUUCUCAGGAUACAGAUUUAACAAGAAAAAAAGGAAACUUUUCCUUUGUGAAAGAUGAAAAUCUACUUAAUGGAGUAAAUGAACAUCAAGAAGAUGUGGAACAAUCCAAAAAGAGUGUCAGUAUUACUGAGGAAAUUGUCAUACCACCAGGGGGAAAGACAUUCAUAAUAGUCAUAUGCACAGCUGUAAAUCCUGGAUACAGUAAAGAACUCCUGUUGCUUGGUUUUUCGGAUUUUACUGUUGGGCGCUGUAUUGAAGCAACUGUAACAAAUGAAGAAGAAUUACUGAUAGCACCUGGGAAACCAUUUUCUCCAAAAAAACAUAAGAUUAUUCCAGAACCUCAUCCAAGGAAGACAACAGUGGUUGCCCCUACAUACAGAAGAACUCGCAGAAAGCGGUUGCCAAGCUUUCUCCCACAUUAUACCAUACCAGCUGAGUUAAGAAAAUGUGUGGAGCAGAAGUUAGACAUACUGACCUUUCAACCUCUCCUAGCAGAGCAUCUUAAUCUAUGUAAUUAUAAAGCACGGUUUUCCACUCUCUUGUGGCUUGAAGACAUCUGUGCAGAAAUGGAGAUAAAAGACUUUAACAUGAGUGGGGUUACUUUGAAAAGGAAUGGGGACUUUUUAGUGUUGGAAGUGCCAGGAGUGGAAGAAGGCAGACCUCACCUGAUUCCAGGUGAUAAGGUGAUACUGAAAAGUCAGGUCUACUCUGACCAUAUAAUAGAGUACAUUGCCUAUAUUACUGAGAUAUGUAAUGAAGAUGUUUUUCUUAAAUGUAAUGCAGACUUUGAACAGGCUUACAACUUGGAACCCAUGGAUGUGGAAUUUGUUCAUUGCAGGAUUACUAGCAGGCGAUGCCAGUUGGCAGUUGAACAAGCUACCUGCCUGGGUGAAAAAGUGCUAUUUCCAGAAAAGCUUGUCCUGAAAUCACCACAAGCUAUCAAGACCCAGAAUACUACUGAGAAUUGUGGUGUUGAUAGUGGCCUGGAACAGUGUUCCCAGCAGGAAAGUAAGGUCAAAAAACUGCAGAACAAACAGGCAAAAAGUGGUGAAACUGUGACACUUCAACAGAGAGCUGGUGAAUUUUUCAAUCCUAUGCUGAAUGAGCAACAGAAGUUGGCAGUGAAAAGGAUACUGAGUGGUGAAUGUCGCCCAAUUCCUUAUGUUCUCUUUGGGCCACCGGGAACUGGAAAAACUGUAACAGUAAUUGAAGCCAUUUUACAGAUACAUUAUACUCUACCAGACAGUCGAGUUUUGGUUUGUGCACCAUCAAAUGCUGCAACAGAUUUGAUUUGCUUGCGGCUGCAUCAAAGCAAUCUGUUAAAACCAGGAGCCAUGGUCCGAGUUAAUGCUACCUACAGGUCACCAGAGCAAAUAGAUGAUGUGCUGAAGCCUUACUGUGAAGAGGCUGAUGACAUUCGGAAAGCAUCGUGGUUCAGGAUAAUUAUUACUACAUGCAGCACUGCAGGAAUGUUUUAUCAAACAGAAAUACGGCUUGGACACUUCACUCAUGUGAUUCUGGAUGAAGCAGGGCAAGCAAGUGAACCAGAGAGCCUGAUUCCUAUUGGAUUGAUUUCAGAAUCUAAUGGACAGAUAGUACUUGUUGGAGAUCCAAAGCAGUUAGGACCAGUAAUAAAAUCUAAAAUUGCACUGAAUUUUGGAUUAAAUAUGCCCUUGCUGGAAAGACUGACAUCAAGAGAGAUAUAUCUGAGAGAUGAGGAUGCUUUUAGUGCCUGUGGAUCAUAUAAUCCUUUGUUGAUCACAAAACUUGUAAAGAAUUACAGGUCACAUGCUGCACUGCUUGCCUUGCCAUCUAAAUUGUUUUAUCAUAAGGAGCUAGAAGUUUGUGCAGACUCUUCAGUAGUAAGUUCAUUGCUGCAUUGGAGGAGAUUGCCCAGGAAGGGAUUUCCAUUAAUUUUUCAUGGAAUAAGGGGCAGUGAACUACGUGAAGGUCACAGUCCUUCAUGGUUUAAUCCAACAGAAGCAGUUCAGAUAAUGCAGUAUUGUUGCCACCUUGCUAAAAGCGAAUACACUGCAGUGUCAGUGGCUGACAUUGGAGUGAUUACACCGUAUCGGAAACAGGUGGAAAAAACUAGACUUCUUCUGAGAAGCGUUGAUUUGGCAGACAUUAAAGUUGGCACAGUAGAAGAGUUUCAAGGACAGGAGUACAAGGUUAUCAUUCUAUCAACAGUGCGAUCUCAUGAAGGUGCUUUUGGUGAUGAAAAAUCCUAUUUGGGCUUUCUUUCUAACCCAAAGAGAUUUAAUGUAGCAAUUACUAGAGCGAAAGCUUUGCUGAUUGUUGUGGGAAAUCCUCAUGUUCUCGUGAAAGAUCCCUGUUUUUGUGCACUGUUAGAGUACAGUUUAAUGAAUGAAGUUUAUGUAGGUUGUGACCUGCCUUCAGAGCUGGAACGGCUGCAGAACAAAAUACAUCAGUUAGAAGAGGCUACAGAGACGUUACUGUACACUGCAGAGCUGGAAAACCUUCAGUUCCUGCCAGCAGAAAAUAUUACAUGA
Molecule: messenger RNA, 3639 nt
Organism: Chaetura pelagica (chimney swift)
Lineage: Eukaryota; Metazoa; Chordata; Aves; Apodiformes; Apodidae
Gene: MOV10L1
Product: Mov10 RISC complex RNA helicase like 1
Exons: 27
Coding region: 1-3639 (1212 amino acids)
Molecular function (GO): helicase activity
Source: RefSeq, a predicted model, not a curated record